Messenger RNA from Choloepus didactylus (southern two-toed sloth), 1095 nucleotides. RefSeq names its product long-wave-sensitive opsin 1. The transcript is spliced from 6 exons. Gene Ontology annotation, biological process: G protein-coupled receptor signaling pathway; visual perception; phototransduction. NCBI's taxonomy places the organism in Eukaryota, Metazoa, Chordata, Mammalia, Pilosa, Megalonychidae. The coding region runs from base 1 to 1095 and encodes 364 amino acids. Gene Ontology annotation, molecular function: G protein-coupled receptor activity. The record is from RefSeq and is a predicted model, not a curated record. Gene Ontology annotation, cellular component: membrane; photoreceptor outer segment.
AUGACCCAGUGGUGGGGCCCCCAGAGGCUCACAGGCGGGCAACCACAACAGGGCGACGAGGACAGCACCCAGGCAAGUGUCUCCGUUUACACUGACAGCAACACCACCAGAGGCCCCUUCGACGGUCCCAACUUCCACGUCAGUCCAAGGUGGGUGUACCACCUCACCAGCGUCUGGAUGAUCUUCGUGGUCAUCACGUCCUUCUUCACCAACGGGCUCGUGCUGGUGGCCACCCUGAAGUUCAAGAAGCUGCGCCACCCUUUGAACUGGAUCCUGGUGAACUUGGCCGUGGCUGACCUGGUGGAGACCGCCAUCGCCAGCACCAUCAGUGUUGUGAAUCAGAUCUACGGCUACUUCAUCCUGGGCCACCCUCUGUGUGUCGUGGAGGGUUACACGGUCUCCCUCUGCGGGAUCACGGGUCUCUGGUCCCUGGCCAUCAUUUCCUGGGAGAGAUGGCUGGUGAUCUGCAAGCCUUUUGGCAACAUGAGGUUUGACGCCAAGCUGGCCCUCAUGGGCAUCGCCUUCUCCUGGGUCUGGGCAGCUGUCUGGACGGCCCCUCCCAUCUUUGGCUGGAGCAGGUACUGGCCCCACGGCCUGAAGACCUCGUGUGGCCCGGACGUGUUCAGCGGCGACUCGUACCCCGGCGUGCAGUCUUACAUGCUUGUCCUCCUGGUCACGUGCUGCGUCACCCCCCUCAGCAUCAUCGUGCUCUGCUACCUCCGAGUGUGGCUGGCCAUUCGAGCGGUGGCGAAGCAGCAGAAAGAAUCCGAGUCGACCCAGAAGGCUGAGAAGGAGGUGACGCGGAUGGUGCUGGUGAUGAUUCUCGCCUUCUGCCUCUGCUGGGGACCCUACACCUUCUUUGCCUGCUUCGCCACUGCCCACCCUGGCUACGCCUUCCACCCCCUGGUGGCAGCCCUGCCGGCCUACUUUGCCAAAAGUGCCACCAUCUACAACCCCAUUAUCUAUGUCUUUAUGAACCGACAGUUUCGGAACUGCAUCUUGCAGUUGUUUGGGAAGAAGGUGGACGACAGCUCUGAACUCUCCAGCGCCUCCAAAACGGAGGCCUCUUCUGUGUGUUCGGUGGCACCAGCAUGA